UGGGAAGGUGGUGGAGAUUUCAGACAGGAAUUAAUUAUUUGGGAAAAGAAAGAAACAGUCACGGGAGACGGCUUCCCGAACGCAGUUUAGUGGCUUUCUGCCGCUAACGCCUCGAAUCACGACAACCACUGGACUAUCCAGAGACACGAGGCGACGAGGAAAAUGUCCCACACACCAUGUCAGGGUUUAGUGCCGGUCUCGUCAUGCAGUUAACACCUAAUCCAGAAAUGGUACCUCUCGGAGUCGCGAUAUUGACAGAGGGUGGACCCGAAACAUUCUCCACGGUCCACCCUCGCCAAUGCACACCAUGCCAUGCGCCUUGCUAGUACUGAUAGUGGCCUUGCAGCUUUCCGCCAUGAGUACUAGGUUUUAGAGACUAAUGCAAUAAAGGAUCUCGAAGCUGGUGUGUUGAUCCCCUGCGAGGCUAGUUGACAGUAGCUCGCAGCUCUUUCUCGACGAGAUUUCUUCUUCCCCCUGGAGCUUCUUGAGGGACGCCAAAAUUGUACGAACGAAGUCAGUGAAGUGAACAUCCUCUGAUCAUCUCAAUUGACCUAUCAAUUCCCUGUCGCAUUUGUUUUGUCCUGUCAUAUUUGUCCUGCUCCUUGAAACAAUUCGCAUUCGGCUCAGUGCAAAUCCCUGCAAGGGAAAAACGACCUGUCCAUCAUGGGUACGUUCGGGUCCCAGACCAGCACUUACAACAAGCUGGUCGCGAUUUUCGUCGCCGUUGGUUCAAUGACCUAUGGCUAUUGCUCCUCAAUCAUCUCCAGUACGAUCGGUCAACCAGGGUGGUAUACCUACUUCAACCUUCCACAAGAGGGUGAACCGGGAUAUGCUACGAUUACGACACCAGCCAUUUCCACCGCCAAUGGCGUCUUCAGUGCUGGAGGUGCUGUUGGCACGCUAUUCAUAAUGUGGUCUUGCGAUUACUUUGGUCGAAAGGUCAAUAUUCAGUUUGGUGCUUUCUUUUCGAUGUUUGGAGGGGCGCUUCAGGGAGGCGCGAACUCUCUUAAAAUGUUCCAAGCCGGUCGGUUUGUGUGCGGUCUUGGAAUCGGUAUUCUCGUGACAGUUUGUCCCAUGUAUCUGUCCGAGAUGUCGAGUGCUUUCCGCCGUGGCUGGCUGGUCGGCCAUCAUGCGAUCUUCCUGGUUUUCGGUUACAUGCUUGCUGGCUGGGUCGGCUAUGCAUGCUACUUCGCUGAAGGAAAAUUGGGCAGUUUCGGAUGGAGGUUUCCCCUUUGUCUCCAGUGCCUGCCAGCUCUAGUGCUGCUUCUCGGUUCACCAUGGCUUCCUCGUUCCCCCCGAUGGCUGAUUUCCAAAGGGAAGCAUGAGGAAGCUAAGAUCGUGCUGCAGAAGCUUCGACAGUCGCCAGAUGAUCCCGACAACCUGGUUGCUAAAGAGGAAUAUUUCCAGACGGCGGAGCAGAUCCGCCUUGAGGCGGAGAGGUUAUCCACCUAUGGAAACGUGUGGAAUGCAGUCCUACGGAAGAAGUCGUACAGAAAGCGAAUGGCAAUUGGCUUCCUUACUCAAUGGGGCGCUGAAUUCGGUGGACCAUUGAUCAUUAACAACUACGCCGUCAUUCUAUACACCAACCUUGGAAUGACUGGGGGCAUGCCUUUGCUUCUUAGUGCUGUUUGGCUGACUACAGCUGGUAUUAUAUACAAUCCUCUUGGCGCCUGGCUUCACGACAAGGUCAACUCACGUCGUGGCAUGUAUAUCACUGGCUUUGUUGGCAUCAUCAUCUCCACCUCAUGCUUGGCUGCUAUGACCGCUGAAUAUGCAGGCACCAUGAACAGGGUUGGAAACGGGUUUGGUAUUUUCUUCAUUUACCUCUACUUGGCUUUCCAAGGAACCUUCUGCGACACUACCAUGUAUCUCUAUGUCUCGGAGAUUUUUCCGACUGAGAUUCGCCCAAUUGGCAUGGGAUUCUCCCUUUUCGGACAAUUUGCUGCCACCCUCAUUUUACUGCAGACCGCCCCUAUGGGUUUCAACAAUGCUGGUUGGAAAUACUAUCUGGUUAUCAUCUGCUGGUCGGUUGUUUUCAUUCCAGUGAUCUAUUACUUCUUCCCCGAAACUGCGCGAUUGACACUCGAGGAAAUCGCAAAGAACUUUGGAGAAGAGGUCGCUGUUCACGUUACUGAUGCGACCGACGAGGAAAAGGCCCAACUCGAGCAGGACCUGGCCGCAAGAUCAGACAGCUCUGAGCCUACCGGAUCGGUCAAGGGUGCUGAAGUUGGUAACAAGUCAGUGACAGAGGGAGUCCACGAGGCGCCAAGGAUUGAAUGAAAGCCCUGGGCUACGAAGUCUAACAUGAGGUGUUAUUGCAUACACUCUAAGCUCAAGUGAUCUCCUUCGGGCUAUAUGGAAGCAAUUCCUCCCGAGACCCUUAAUAGCUGGCCAAACUGGCUGUCCAGUCGCUACUAACUGCGCUCUGUUCUGACCCGUAACUGGGCCAUUAGAGUCCAACAUUUAUGACGCUCUCUUACCAGGCAUUAUUAGAACUGCCUAGGACUUGCCGUCCCAAAUCAAUUGAGGGACCACGAUGACGAGGUUUCAUUGCACCUCAUACGAUCUUUACGAAAUGACACUACAGCAUAGAUGAAUGGAAUCUUAUAUAGGCUAUACAGUUGAAUUUUAAUUUAUGCCAGAUAGUGCGAUGAGCUACCGUGGC
Molecule: messenger RNA, 2665 nt
Organism: Aspergillus pseudonomiae
Lineage: Eukaryota; Fungi; Ascomycota; Eurotiomycetes; Eurotiales; Aspergillaceae
Product: putative MFS sugar transporter
Exons: 9
Coding region: 664-2280 (538 amino acids)
Biological process (GO): carbohydrate transport; transmembrane transport
Cellular component (GO): membrane
Molecular function (GO): carbohydrate:proton symporter activity
Source: RefSeq, a predicted model, not a curated record